CGAGUGAAUUAUCAAAUAACUUAACAAAAAUACUAAGGAACUGCUUUCCGUUGCUUACUAUUGUAUAGCGCUGUCGACGGAAGAGCCACAACAAUGUCUGCCCAAGCUCAAAUGAGAGCUUUGCUCGACCAGCUGAUGGGGACAGCAAGGGACGGUUCAGUGUAUCUUUGCCAGCCUACAACAAUCUGCAAAGGAGUUGCAGAAAAGCCUCAUGUUCAUCGAGCCGUGAGUCACACAUAAUUUUUAAAGCUGUUAUAAUGAAUAUCCAAACCAUUUGUUUGCCUUCCGGAACUUAUUGUAGCUUUUUUUUAAUCACACAAAUGGGUAUAUCUUCAGUGGCACUAGAAUAACAAUUUGGAGUAGUAUUAUGCAGCUUGAGCUAAGACGUCUGGUCGCGCAGAAUCCAAACGAGCAGUUCGUCUGUUUUUCAGAAGGCAAUUUUUAGCAAUCAUCGAGAGAGAGAAAAAAAAAAAAGAAGAAAAAAACUUUGCACACAUCAUUUACAAUCUGACUUGUGUAUGACUCCCAACUUCUUACUACAGGUAUGGGCAAGAAAACUGUUCCCAUUUAUACUUUUCUACAGCGGGUUUAAAAUUCUGCAGCUGAGGUCUUGAAGAUGCAGAAGGGUACAGUAUGUGGUGCAAAUCGCAGUGUGUAUAAACUAAUUUUUUUCCUUGGAUUUCUUUUAUAUUUUUGUUUUUGAAUUUAUUUUCAAUGUUUCAUAUUUGUUAAAGGUUUGGCUGGAACAUUUGUGUGAAAUGUUUACAUUUCUUAUUAUAAUCUUGAGAGCAGUCCUUCCUGCAUAGUACCUCUGUUAGACACUAGUUAAUUGAAACACACAUUUGUAGUUAUUUACCUGUUUUCCACCCCUAUUCGCUAAAUCUCGUAAUGCUCCACAUUUACAUAAUGGACAUUGAGCCUUAUCGCAAGUUAAACUGAGUUAAGGCUAACAUCGCCAUAUUUUUAUUGAGGCUUGGGUAAGGUAAGCACCAAAAAUAAACAGGAAGUACCAUAUACAUGCAGAGCCCCAUGUAACUUCUUCAGUUUGACACAUAAGUGGAUAAUAAAUGCAAUCCAACAGAAGCACAGUAUUUAUUUAGUGGUAAAUAUGUUACACCAAUAAAGUAUAUGUGACACUUCAACAAUUGGUUUUCACCCAUUUAGGUGGACACACAAUCCUUGAAUGCAGUUAUAGUGACAUAUCUGCCCAUUUAAAGUUGUGCAUUUACUGUAAUGUUUAUUAAUCACUGGAUACCUCGCCCGUGAUAACAAAUAUGUGAGGUCUUUCUCACUGGUUGUUUUUCUGGACUGUUGCAGGCGAUGAGACGAGACAGAGGGUCAAGUUCACUGACGAUCGAGUCUGCAAAAGUCAUCUUUUAAACUGCUGUCCACAUGACAUCCUGUCUGGAACUCGUAUGGACCUGGGAGAGUGCACGAAGAUCCAUGACCUGGCGCUUCGGGCCGAUUAUGAAAUUGCUUCCAAGGAGAGAGAUCUGUUCUUUGAGCUUGAUGCGGUGGAUCACCUGGAGUCAUUCAUCGCUGACUGUGACCGGAGGACAGAACUGGCCAAGAAGCGCCUGGCUGAAACCCAAGAAGAGAUCAGUGCUGAGGUCGCAGCAAAGGCAGAGAAAGUUCAUGAGCUGAACGAGGAAAUUGGGAAGCUCCUGGCCAAGGCUGAGCAGCUCGGAGCUGAGGGCAACGUUGACGAGGCCCAGAAGGUUCUGCAGGAAGUCGAGAAAGUCCGCACUCGGAAGAAGGAUGCAGAGGAAGAGUACAGAAACUCCAUGCCAGCCUCCAGCUUCCAGCAGCAGAAGCUUCGGGUGUGUGAGGUGUGCUCCGCUUACCUGGGCCUCCAUGACAACGAUCGCCGUUUGGCCGACCAUUUCGGUGGGAAGCUUCAUCUGGGCUUCAUCCAGAUCAGAGAGAAACUGGACCAACUAAAGAAAACUGUGGUCGACAAGCAGGAGAAAAGGAACCAGGAGCGCUUGAAGAGACGAGAAGAGAGAGAGAAAGAGGAAAGGAUGAAGAAGAGGACCAGAUCACGGAGCAGAGAGCAUAGAAGAUCCCGUUCUCGCGACCGCAGAAGGAGGCGAUCACGCUCCACAUCACGAGACAAGCGCCGUUCUCGCUCGCGCUCCAGGGAGAGGAGGAGGAGGCACCGCAGCCGCUCCCGCUCCCGCAGCCGAGGACACCGUCACAGCCACGAGCAGAGCUCCAGACACAAGUCGUCCAGGGACCGAGAGCGCUCAUCCAGAGACAGGUCACGGGAGCGGGACAGGCGGGACGGUAUGAACGGCAGGUCAGACUCCCGCCGGGCAGACGACAGGGACAUGGGAGACCUCUGAAGACCAAACUCCAUCCACCACAACACACGGCGUCCUCCUGUCUCUCUCACCUGUCUGUCCAUUUAUAAUAACCCUAAUGUCACACACGGUCCUUGCCUUGACCCGUGUUCUCCCGCCUGCCUCCUUUCUUUGCUUUAACGGUUAUUGCAGCCGCCCCAGAGUGUACACAAACCCUGAAAUAUUGUAUGGAUAAAAAUAUGCUAGCAUCCAGAUAUAUCAGAUUGUGUUUGGAUAAAGGGGGGAGUUAGUUAUUGAUCAGUAGUGGAGUGUAUUGUAAUACCCACAUCUGUGAUUUGGUGGCUGUCUGUAUCCAAUACAUCCCAUGUUGUCUUAUAAACUGCCCUGAAAUGAUUCCAACAGGAAAAGCAAACAUAAACAGAUGGUCUGCUGGACUGAAGAAUAAAGUGUAACUGAUCCAUAUUCUUUUAUUAUUAACUGAUGGUCUUUUUAUACAGAAUCUGUCCGUAUGUUGUGGCCUGAAAAGCCUCGUCCUAUCAAGAAGUCGUUCUUUUCCAUCUCUCUCUGAAGAGUUCUUCUCACCAGCUCCUCCUAACUGCAGGAGUUGUUCGCAGCAGAGUGCAGUUCAUGAAUGUCUCCACAUUUUUGUCUUUUGUCCAGUACUUAGUUUGCAAAAAGCCCAGUUAGUUUGUUUUUUUAGAAACCCAAAUAAAAACCAAGAGGUUUAAAGUGUUAGUAUCAACUUUGUUUCUCAUUGCUCACUUUUUUUAAAUUAAGUUUUAUUUUAUGCUGCCGGUAGUGAAGGGAGUCUGUUUGAUUGAGAGUGGGCCAGUAUAGUAAGUAAAUGCUUUUUAUGAAUUGUAUUGGUGGCAAGUGUCUUGUUUUAUCAUUUGUUUCCAUCUUUAUUUCUUUUAUUUAAAAUAAAUUGUAACUUCCCAGGAUUGUGUCGGCAUAUGAAGCAGGAAUGAUAAAUUGGACACUCAGUGCUAUAACUGUACAUACCUUUUAUUAGUCUUUAUCUUUUCACCCAAUUUGGACAAAUUCCUCUGAAGAGAUUUAUUAUUGCAAACAGAUUUUAAUGGAUGCAUUGCUUUACCUAAUGUGCGAAGUCAUAUCUGUUUAUGUUUUGCUGGAAAUCUUUCUUUAAAGUCUCAAUUAAAAUAAAAUAAAAAUCA
Molecule: messenger RNA, 3478 nt
Organism: Centropristis striata (black sea bass)
Lineage: Eukaryota; Metazoa; Chordata; Actinopteri; Perciformes; Serranidae
Gene: luc7l
Product: LUC7-like (S. cerevisiae)
Exons: 10
Coding region: 1416-2345 (309 amino acids)
Biological process (GO): mRNA splice site recognition
Cellular component (GO): U2-type prespliceosome; U1 snRNP
Molecular function (GO): mRNA binding
Source: RefSeq, a predicted model, not a curated record